Lactuca saligna is the source of this 591-nucleotide messenger RNA. NCBI's taxonomy places the organism in Eukaryota, Viridiplantae, Streptophyta, Magnoliopsida, Asterales, Asteraceae. The record is from the annotation of a GenBank genome assembly.
AUGAAAACUAUUUUGGAUAAUAUUGAUAUAGGGUCACCAAUGAGUACAAGUAAAACUAAUACUCUUGCAGAAAAGAAAAUAUCAGAAGGUGUACACGAACAAGGAAUAAAAGUUGAAAAAACAAAGGGAGAUGAUACAUGCAAGGAAAACUCUGAAGAUAGAAAUAAAGGAGGAAAAGAAGCUAAGAACACGAAAGAUGGAGGUGAAGAUAAACAUAUAAAAACUGAGAAACGAAAUGCAGAAGAUAAAGGAAAGAAAAAGUCAGAAAAUGAAAACAAGAAAGGAGAAAAAUGUGAAAAAACAAAAGGAAAUAAAGGAGUUGUCCAGACAAAAUAUGGUCAGAUAACAGAAAGAGCAGUUAUGGAAAGUCUAUAUGCAAACACAGAGAUUUUUAGAGAAGUUUUAGACACUUGGUCUGAUUUACUUAACCACCAAGAACUGGAAAGAGAUUUUGGAAAUUCACCAUACAGACUCUUCUUGAAAGUUGGAGUUUCUACUGCUUAUCUAACUUCAACAUUGUCUGAUGAAAGAAAGUAUGAAAAAAUCAAGGAGAACUUUCAUGAUAGUACCAAUGGGUACAAAAAAUCUUGA